GCACGUUUUCGCCCUGGCAGAGUGCCUGGUCGGCGCGUACGGAGGAGCGACGAACAUGGAUCUGUCGUUUAUGGCCGCGCAGAUCCCAGUGAUGACGGGGGCCUUCAUGGACUCCUCCCCGAACGAUGACUACAGCGGAGAACACUCUCUCUUCAACUCUUCGGCUAACGUCCACGCAGCUGCCGCCGCAGCGUCAGCACAGAGCCAGCAGGAGGAGCAGCAGAGCAUGUCCUCCGACGCCAUCUGGCUGUGGAUCGCCAUCAUCGCAACCAUCGGCAACAUCGUGGUGGUGGGCGUGGUCUAUGCCUGCACCUUCUGAUACAUAGGCCCGCCCCUAAACAAGGACCAUGGACAAACAGGGUGAUCGAAUGAGGGAUGGACU
Molecule: messenger RNA, 382 nt
Organism: Periophthalmus magnuspinnatus
Lineage: Eukaryota; Metazoa; Chordata; Actinopteri; Gobiiformes; Gobiidae
Exons: 2
Coding region: 56-319 (87 amino acids)
Source: RefSeq, a predicted model, not a curated record